AUGAAGGUCCUCCUCCUGCUCCUUCUCUCUCCCCUCCAAGGGGUGGGAGCCAGCAGCCGCCGGGAAGAGGAUUUCCGCUUCUGCGGUGACCGAAACCAGACCCAGAACAGCUCUGUCAUCUAUGAACAUGGCCCUGCCACCAUUUCCAUCGAGAACACAGCCCAGGCGCUGAUCAUAAAAAGGCCCUUUUUGCCAAGCAGGAGAAACUCUUACUAUAAGUACAGCUUGCCCCCCACUUUGGGCAGGUACCGCUUCUGCGUCUACUGGUUCAAGGCAAACAGGACCCUGAGCCUGGUGUAUGGGAAGCAGAGCUUCCUCCUUGGGGUGGACCCAUCCAGCAGCAUCACCCGGGACAAGGAGAGCCAGAAAACUGAAAGAACCAGCACCUCCAUCUUCAAUGUCUCCUAUAUCUCAAAAGGCGGAAAGAACACCUCCCUUGACAGUGCACCUGAAUACUUCUUCCCUGCCUCUCCAGAGACCAUGCCCAUCUGGGAGCAAGAUGUGGAGGAGCAGCUCAGCACCUUGGACAACCUCAUUGCUCAGUCCCCGGCGCCGGCCAUGGGAGCCACGGAGCAGUGCGUGCUCCGGCGCAAACUCGGGGAGCUGGAGAAGACGCUGGCCAAGGUGGAGCUCGAAGGGCAGAACCAGACCUUUGGGAAGGCCACUGUGCAUGCAACUGUCCUGAGGGUCCAGACCACUCCGGCUCCUCAGCAUCUGGCCUUUGCUUCCCAGAGAGAGGAGGGUGGAGAGGUCCAUGGGUACACAGUGGACCUGCCGAGCAGCCUGUUCGUGGUGGCAAAGGAGAAAGAAGAGGUAGUGGAGCACAGGGUGCUCCUUAUGGACAUCAACAGCCAGACCAUGUUCCAGGAUGAAAAUGGCAGCCACAUCCUGGGUGACAAGGUGGUUGGCAUCUCCCUGGUAGACAUGGUGGUGGCCAACCUCUCCGACCUAGUGGUCCUCACUUUCUUUCAUGACCAGCUGCCGAGGAACGUGACCCCAGUCUGCGUCUUCUGGCAGGAGGACACCACCGCCAGCUCUGGGAGCUGGGACAGCUAUGGUUGUACGACGGUGACGGGAGGCAGCCAGACGGACUGCAGAUGCAACCACCUCACCUACUUCGCUGUGCUGAUGGUAUCCUCCCCGGAAAUCACCUAUGUACACAGGGAUUACCUGAGCAUCAUAACCUACAUUGGCUGCCUGAUCUCAGCUUUGGCAUCAGUUUCCACCAUUGUCUUCCUCUACUUCAGAAGCAAGCAGCGAGACCAGAUCACGAGCAUGCACAUCCACAUGAACCUGCUGGUUGCCAUCUUCCUUCUGGACGUCACCUUCCUCCUCUCUGAGCACUUGGCUUCCAGCAGCGAGGCAGUUUGCAGAGCUGGAGGCUUCUUCCUGCACUUCUCCCUCCUGAGCUGCCUCACCUGGAUGGGCAUUGAGGGCUACAACCUCUACCGGCUCGUGAUCGAAGUCUUCAACGCCUACCAUGACCACUUCCUCCUCAAGCUCUGCCUGGUGGGCUGGGGGCUUCCUUUCUUCUGCGUGACGAUUAUCUUCCUGGCUAGCUGGACGAACUAUGGCCCCUUCUCCAUUCCCGUCUAUGAAUCCAUUGGUGGCAAGUCCACCAACGCAACCAUAUGCUGGAUCACAAGCCCUCUGAUCCAUAACGUCGUGAACCUGGGGUUCUUCAGCCUGGUGUUCCUCUUUAAUUCGGUCAUGCUGGGGGCCAUGGUUCGCGAGAUCCUCCGGCAGAACAAGAAAGGCCACAAGCUCAAGCACGUCCUGGCCCUCUUUGGGCUGAGUGUCCUGUUGGGCAUCCCCUGGGCACUGGUCUUCUUCUCCUUCACCUCUGGCGUCUUCCGCCUGAUCUCCCUCUACAUCUUCACCAUAAUCAACUCCCUCCAAGGUUUCCUCAUCUUCCUCUGGUACUGGACCAUGGUGCUGCAGGCGAGAAAGACCCCUGACUCGCAGAGCAGCUCUGACAGCGUCAAGCUGCAGCCCAACAGCAGCCAGAGCCACUUCAGCUGA
Molecule: messenger RNA, 2022 nt
Organism: Mesitornis unicolor (brown roatelo)
Lineage: Eukaryota; Metazoa; Chordata; Aves; Mesitornithiformes; Mesitornithidae
Gene: ADGRG1
Product: G protein-coupled receptor 56
Exons: 13
Coding region: 1-2022 (673 amino acids)
Biological process (GO): adenylate cyclase-activating G protein-coupled receptor signaling pathway; cell surface receptor signaling pathway
Cellular component (GO): membrane
Molecular function (GO): heparin binding; G protein-coupled receptor activity
Source: RefSeq, a predicted model, not a curated record